CUUUCAGUUGAGCGCGAGAAUUCCAGGCGGGCGGACGGGGCGGAUGAACGAUAAUCGGUGUUAUAUCAUUUCGGUGCUGUCGAAAAAGGCGAUAAGAACUGCUUUAAUUUCGAAAUUCCCGAAAAAAAAAUAAUGUGUGCGGCGACAAGAGCUUCAAUUAGCAUUUAGAAAAGCCGCAUCAUCAUCGCGAUCCCAUCAUUAAAAUCCCUAUAUAGAUGGAGGAGGACGUGCUGAACGCCCUGCAGACGCGGAGUGCCUACUUAUCCGGCGGAUUCGAUCGCCAGAAGCGCAUCAUCUUCGUUGUCAACGCGUUCAACGAUCUGCAGCUGUGGAAUCGCCGCUAUCUGCAGGUGACUCUGGACUAUCUGAAGCGGUCGCUCAGCGCUUCGGUUUUGCAGAACGGAGUGAGUGUGGUGGUCAAUGCCCAGGAGAGCAGUUCGCGGAUCUCGAGGCAGCAGGUGCGCCAGAUAUACUCCCUCUUCGGGGGCGAUAUCAAUGUGGACCUGUAUCUAGUCAGGGCGGAGGGCUUCUGGGAGAAGCAUGUGGAGCCGUGCACCAAGUCCCAGGUCAAGGGAGAGCCCCUGGUGCUGUCCAAGGCGAGGCUGUUCAAGUUCAUAGAGCCGCAGAACCUGCCCGAAGAGCUGGGCGGCACCUUGCAGUUCAACUACGAUCUGUGGCUGCAGCAGCGCAAGUCCAUCGACGAGUUCACCAAAUCGCAUGUGCAGACUCUGGCUUCGAUGGAGAAACUGUUGGCUCUGCUGCGGGAGCACAAAUCCCUGCGGCCGGCGGAAGCGGAUGUGGAGCUGAAGAAGUGCGCCCAGCUGCAUGCCGGUGUCCAAAACGACAUAGAAUCCGCCAUCGACAUGGGUAACGCGAUCUUGGCCCGCUUCAACGAGGUCUACGAGACGCAUUCACCGCCGCCACAAGCGGUCGCACCUGCCUCGGAGUCCCCUGCGAGCCCCCCUCCAAUUCCCGUCCACUCCGCCACUGCUGUUCCCCCGCAGCAGCAGAAGCCCCUCCUGCCCCCGGAUCUCGUGUGUGAACGUGCCCGCAUCGAAUUGCGAUUGAAUGAGAUCGAGAAGAAACAGACAGCCAUUCGGACUGCCUGGCUGGAGUUGCUGCGAUCCCUGAGGGAGGCACGUGAGCUCAGCACUUUGGAGGAGGGGGUGUCCUUCGUCACCAACUGGAUCCUGCAGCAGGCGGAGCAGCUACUUAGCCGCCAAAGGAGCAUUGCCGGCGAUGUCCGGGGAAGUGAGGCCCUGCGAUCAGCCCACGAUCAACUGGAAAUGGAGUGCCGGGAAACCUACGGUUGCUAUGCUGAGUUGCUCUACAAGAUCGAGAGAUUCGCCGGGGAGAGGCAGGCAUCUCCCAAGGACAUUGAACUGUGCCAGGAUCUCCUCUCGCAGCGGGAUUUCAUGCAGUUUGUGUGUCGCUCCUUUGCUAAGAGGUUGGAGCGACGAAGGAAUGUCCUGAUGACCGCCCUGAGGUUCCACCGUCUCCUCGAGCAAUUUGAGGAACUUUUGACCACUGGAAACCAUGUGGUGGAGGUUGACAGCCGAGCGCUCGAUUGGCCCGAGGCGGAGCAGCUACUCAUGCAGCUCAAGAACAACCAGGAAAUGAUGGGCCACGUCGAGCGCGAUCUUGUGCGUGAAGGUGAAAAGCUGAGCGACAUGCUGGCGAUGCCGGUGAAAGACGCUCUGGGUCGCGACCUCCAGCUGGACUACAGCCCCGAGAUCGCCCAGCUGCGGCGGCAGAUCGACGAGAGCAGGCGGCGGCGUCAGGUGUGCGGACAUCGGAUGGCGCUGCAGCGGCUCACCUUGGAGCAGGUGACCCACAUCCACGCCUACGAGGAGGACGCGCGGAGGGCGCGGGACUGGCUGCAGGAGCUGUAUGCCGUCUUGCUGCGCUGCCACUCCCAUGUCGGCUGCAACAUCCACGAGAUCCAGCUGCAGAAGGACGAGCUGCAGGGGUUCGAGGAAACCGGCCGGAGCAUCUACCACUAUGGCUGCCAGUUGCUGGAGGCUUCCCAAACUCUGCGUCUCUGCUGCAACAUGGAUCCAUCGGGAUCUAGGUCGCAAUCCAAUCCCGGCCAGAGUUUGAUCAGUGAUGAACUGCAGCACACGUGGCACAGCCUGCAGUCCGUGGCCCAGGAGCAGAUGACCAGACUGCGGGUCUCCGCCGUUUUCCAUCGCAGUGUGGAGGCCUACUACCGCCAGCUGAGGGAACUUCGUCCCCUUUUGACCCAGGAACUAUCCGCCCAACUGCAGCAGCAACAAAGACAGCAGCACAAUCGCAGUAGCAGUGGCAUAAGUAGCGAUGCUGAGGGAGAAAUCGAAUCGGAGCUAUCUCCACUGGGAGAAAUGCCUCCACGAUUGCAGCGCCAUCUGGUGGCCAGGGAGCAACUCCUGGUCGAAGUGGGAAGAAUGGUCAGGUUGGGAAGACUGCUGAAGAAGCGGCUCAAAGAGCCCUUCGUCUUGGAUGCGCUGACAGGAAAGAGUGUCGUGGCCGAUGAACUGCCCCUGGACUCCAGUCCAAGUCCACUCCAUGACAGUGGAAGAACCAGCAGUGCUGGCAGCGAGGUGCCCGCAGAAUCCCCGCCAGCCACUGUGCAGGUGGUGCCCACGGGGAGCAACGAACUGGCCUGCGCCGCCAUCUCGCACAAACUGGGAGCCAUUGCCGAGGUGGCCGAGUCCCUGGACGCAGUCAUCCGGGAUGUCCAGCAGCAGGAGGGAGCAGCCAGCAAUGGAAUCACCAACGGCACCGCAGGACAUGGCAUCAAAAAACUGGGAAGCAUCGAGGACUGGCAUUCCCGCUCCACCGAGGACGAAUCCUUCGCCACCGCCUCCGAGGGCAACUUCACGCCCAACUCGCACUCCUCCUCCUUCCAAACGGCCUCGGGACGCACUAGCUCCUACAUAGGAUCGGCCAAGAACUCCUUCGAUGAGGCGGAUGACUCCACGCUGAGCACCUUUGAGAUACCCGAACUGCCGACCUCCCCGGUGAACAUGUCCUUCGAUAGCUCCGAACUGAGUUACUUCUCCGCCCACCAGCAGAGGGUGAAGAGUGAGGAUCAGGAUAGUGUGGUGGGUGUGGCAGAGCUGCAUAGUCAGAGUGUGACGCCCACUCCAGACGACGAGGAGCAGCAGCACUUGCUCCUGCCACUACCCUUGCCCCAGGCCAUCGAAUCGGACAGUGAGGUGGAGGGAUUCAGCUUGGCCACGGGGAUCACGACGGAGAUGACCCCCAGGAUUCCCAAUGCCCACACGCCGGAGGUGAGCUACCUAUCCGCUGAUAACACCGCUCCGGCUUCAACUAACCCCAACGAAUCGAAACCGCCGACGUCGUGGCGACGCAGUAAAUACUACGAGAACAUAACGAAACAAACGAUCAAGGGAUUUCUCUAGGAGGUCUGGAUGACCUGAAAGAUCUGGCCCACCUGUCCCACCUGAAAGAUGAACUCAAUGAUUACCCGCCCAAAUAACCCGCGCCAUUUGCUUCUCUGCCGAUGCUCGACAUUCUUGCCAUUAAUUAGUUGGCAUAUUAUUUUUGAUGUUUUCCUGAAAACUUAUUUUGGCCCAUGAGCUAAAAGUUUUCCUCUGUUUUGUUUUGUUUGCUAAUUUACUUUGCAUGCUAGUUCACUGUUUUAUUUUCGCCUAAAAACGAUACUAAAUUGCCUGCGAAAACUAUUUUAAGUAUUUUAUAACUGUUCCGUUUUAUUUUUUCCAAGCUUUUAUAACUAGUAACUACAAUAUUUAUUUUCUUAGUUCAAAUUUAGUUUAAGCCUUGCAAAAUUAGAGAAUUCCAAAAUGCUUAUAUAAAAUAUACAUCAACAAUUUAUAAUAUGAAAUUUAAUUCUGUCACAGCCAGUCGAAAUUUAUGCCAUUAAUUGUAUGUUUAAUAUUUAUUGAUAACCAUUUCUCCCCACACAGUCACAAAAUAUAGUGCAAUUAAUAUUGGAAAAUAUUUUACCCCAAAAAUAAAGCUAAUCAUAUAUAA
Messenger RNA from Drosophila suzukii, 3996 nucleotides. The record is from RefSeq and is a predicted model, not a curated record. NCBI's taxonomy places the organism in Eukaryota, Metazoa, Arthropoda, Insecta, Diptera, Drosophilidae.